GAAGAAGAAAUUUGCUUAUCAGUUUGAAAGUAGCAGCUUCUUCGGUAAUGCCCAGGAAAUUUCAUGAACCACUCAAACCAUCUUGAUCCACUUCCUUAAUAUAAAGCUCUCUACUCACAUGUCUCUCUGCACUCAAUAACUCUGACCAUUCUUCCUUCAAACAAGCUAGCAAGGUUUCAAUCUCUUCCAUGGCCAUCCCAAAUGUCUCCUCCUCCUCCUCCUCCUCUUCUUUCCCUCAAUGUAAUCAUGACGUGUUUCUGAGUUUCAGAGGGGAAGAUACCCGCAAUACCUUUACCGGUCAUCUAUAUAACGCUCUCGUUAUAAAGGGGAUCAAAACCUUCAGAGAUGACGUGGAUCUUCAGAAGGGAGACGAAAUCUCCCCAGUACUUUUGGAAGCCAUCGAACAAUCUAAGAUUUCCAUCAUCGUCUUCUCCAAGAACUAUGCCACUUCCACGUGGUGCUUAGAUGAACUCGUCAAGAUUCUCGACUGUCGGAAAUCAAUGGGCCAAAUGGUUCGACCCAUUUUCCACGAUGUGGAUCCUUCAGAUGUGCGGAAACAGUUUGGAGAAGUGAUGGAUAUGCAUGAAAAGAAAUUCAAGGAUGAUAUGCAGAGGGUGUUGAGGUGGAAGGUGGCUCUCAAAGAGGCAGCCAAUUUGUCCGGUUGGCAUUUGAACAAUGGGCAUGAGUCCGAUUUUAUCCAGAGCAUUGUUGAAGAGAUAUCAGAUAGAAUAUUGAAGUGCACAUUUUUAGAUGUUGCGAAGUACCCAGUCGGAUUACAUUCUCACAUACAUGUCACGAGUAAGUUGUUGAGUGUUGGGUAUGAAGACGUUCGCAUGGUUGGAAUCCAUGGAAUUGGAGGAAUAGGUAAAACAACUAUUGCAAACGCUGUAUAUAACUUAUUUGCUGAUCAAUUUCAAAGUUGCAGCUUUCUUGCUAACGUACGAGAAACUACAGAGCGAUGCGGCCUUGUUCAAUUACAAGAAACACUUCUAUCUGAGACCCUGGGCAAUACCAACUUAAAGGUUGGAAAUGAGGAUAGAGGAAUUAAUGUAAUAAAAGAGAGGCUCUGCCAUAAGAAGGUUCUUUUAGUUCUUGAUGAUGUCAAUAAGUUGGAACAACUUGAGAAAUUGGCAGGAGAUAAGAAUUGGUUUGGUCCAGGAAGUAGAAUCAUUAUUACAACUAGAGAUCAACAUGUUCUAGUUAAACAUGGGGUAGAAAGAACAUACCAGGUCCAAGGAUUAAGUCAUGCUGAUGCGCUUCAACUUCUUAGUUGGCAUGCAUUCAAGAAAUCUUAUCCUGAAAAAGGGUAUGAGAUGCUCAUGGAUCGCGUGGUUCAGUACGCCAAGGGCCUUCCCUUGGUUCUAGUGGUGCUGGGAUCUCUCCCAUAUCGUAGAAGCAAAGCUGAAUGGGAAAGCACAAUAUGUAAAUUACAAAGAAGUCUUCAUAAAGAGAUCUACGAAAUACUUAAGAUUAGCUUUGAUGCACUGGAGGACAAUGAGAAGGCUAUCUUCCUUGAUAUUGCGUGUUUCUUUAAGGGACAAAAGAAAGAUUAUGUAACUAAAGUUUUGGAAGCAAGCGAUUUUGAUCCAGUUAUUGGAAUACAAGUUCUCACUGAAAGAUAUUUGGUGCAUGUUGGAUAUGAAAACGAAUUGCAGAUGCAUGACGUGAUACAAUUGAUGGGUAGGAAUAUUGUUCAUCAAGAAUCUCCCGAUGAGCCAGGAAAGCCUAGCCGAUUAUGGUCUCAUGAGGAUAUUCUCCACGUUCUAAUUGAAAACAUGGGAACUAAUGCAAUUCAAGGCAUAAAGCUAGAUUUGCCCGGGCAAAAAAAUAUUUUGCUGAAUCCUAGAGCCUUUACAAAAAUGAAAAGGCUUAGACUGCUUAUAAUCCGUCAUGCAUGCUUUUCAGAGGGUCCUAAAAGUUUGUCUAAUGAGCUAAGAUUGCUUGAUUGGCCUGGAUACCCGUCACCAUCUUUGCCAUCCAAUUUUCAUCCUCAGAAACUUGUUACUCUCAACAUGUGUCACAGUAAAAUCAAGCAAUUUGAAGGAAUAAAGGUUUGUGAAAAUUUGAGAAAAAUAAAUUUUUCUUGCUGUGAAUACUUGACGUGCAUCCCUGAUGCCUCAAUGAUGGCAAAUCUUGAGGGGUUGGAUCUUAGAGGCUGUUGUAAUUUAGUUGAGAUUCAUCAAUCUGUUGGAUUUCUAAACAAACUGUCUAGUUUGGAUGUUAGAAAUUGCUCUAAACUUAGACGUCUUCCUAACCUGAAGUUGCCACGUCUUCAAUUCCUAGAAUGUCAUGUGGGCACAAGUAUUGAGAAAUUUCCAAAUAUUGUGGGAGAAAUUCCUCGAUUAUGGAAAAUUCUUUUUUUCAAAAGUCCCAUUCAAGAACUGCCUUCGUCAGUUGAAUAUCUCAUUGGGCUUGAAUGGAUAAAAAUACAUUCAUGCAAGAAGCUUAGAGAUCUCCCUAUAAGCAUUUCUAAGUUGCCACGUCUCAAGUGUCUUUGUCUUUGGGGUUGCACAAACCUCGGAAGGUUUCAAAAAUCGUCGUCGUCAUCAUCAAGUUUGGGCUGGCUGGCUUCGUUAAAGAGGAACAAAAUUGAAGAUAUGAGGCUCUCUGUUGGGUUUCCAGCUUUGAUAGAGUUGGACAUCUCUUACUGUAAUCUAGUAGAAGUCGAUUUCCUCGAGAGUCUUCAUUGCCUUUCCACGCUAAAAUUCUUGGAUCUAUCAGGAAACAAUUUCGUUAGCAUCCCUGCAUGUAUCACGAGAUUUAUCCAUUUGCAAUCCCUUAGAUUGGAGGAUUGCGAGGGGCUUCGAGAAAUGAAUGCAAGUACUGGUGGCAAAUCCUUCAUCGAUAAUUUAACGAUGAUGAUUCCUAUGGUAUAUACAUUCUGUGGAAAAAUCGGAAUUAGAAUAAAAGUUGGAGGAGGGGAGUUACCAGAAUGGUUUCGGCAUCAAAGUAGGGAGAAUGAGAUGUGUUUCCGAAUGCCUCCACCUAAAAAAGCCAAGUUAGCAGGUUUGGUUAUCGGUAUUGUUUUGAAAUUGGAUGCUUUUAGACCGUCGCCCUGUCAUGACAAUGUGAUCAGGGUCUAUAUCAAUGGUCGAUUGUAUGAAUGGAUACUGAUGUACCCCCGCAGAGUAUUGGAAUCAGAUGAUGUCAUGUGGCUGUUGUGUGUUCCAAGUGGUAACUUGAAGGGACGGGGUGAGACCAAUGCAGGGGAUUACUUUCGAGUUUCACUUGAAUUUGUAGUCAAAGGCAGAAUAGAGGAGGGGAUAAAUUUAAUAAAAGAUUGGGGGUCCAUUUUGUAUUCGACAACACGGAUGAUGUUGAUGAUGAUGAUCCUAGGGUAA
This is a messenger RNA of Juglans microcarpa x Juglans regia, 3341 nucleotides long. RefSeq names its product disease resistance protein RUN1-like. Gene Ontology annotation, molecular function: ADP binding. Gene Ontology annotation, biological process: defense response; signal transduction. The record is from RefSeq and is a predicted model, not a curated record. Lineage: Eukaryota; Viridiplantae; Streptophyta; Magnoliopsida; Fagales; Juglandaceae. Bases 189 to 3341 code for a protein of 1050 amino acids. The transcript has 5 exons.